AUGUCGCCUGAAUCAGAUGAAAAUCAGCCGACCUCCCCGAGUAACUGUCCUAGUCCAAGCUUCAAAGGGCGGCUCAAUCUGCAGGACUUUGUCUACAAAAGCCAGGGUCUCGCCACCCGUAGUACUCGAGCAGCCCCGGUGGCCAACAGGAAGCAACCAACACCCGUCUCAGGCUCCGUCUCGCCCGCAUCAACGUCCCGGUCAAACUCAACUGGGCUUCCGAAACGGAAACAGAUCAGCGAGGAGGACUCAAGCCCUUUCGGGAAGCGCGUCAGGACGCCGUCUACCUACGCGCCACCAUCAACAUAUGCCCACCUGUCACCGCUCACGGACGCCCUCCACCCGGGCAUGUUCGUGCUCUUCAUUGGUCUCAACCCGGGCGUCGAGACGGCGCGGACCGGCCACGCCUACGCCCACCCUACCAACCUGUUCUGGCGGCUGCUGCACGGCGCCAACAUCACCACCCGCCUCUGCCGGGCUGCCGAGUACGCGUCGCUGCCGGACUUUGGCUUCACCAACAUCGUCGCCCGUCCCAGCCGCAACGGCGCCGAGCUCGCCAAGCAGGAGCUCGACGCGGGCGUGUCCAUCCUGGAGGACAAGAUCCGCACCUGGCGGCCACAGGUCGCCUGCAUCGUCGGCAAGAGCAUAUGGGAAUCGAUCUGGCGGGUUCGGCACGGCAGGGGCAUCAGGAAGGAUGAAUUCCGAUACGGCUGGCAGGAUGAGGACGAGCGCAUGGGCUGCCUGCGUCCGCAGGAUGACGCCCGAGACGUGGCCGAGGGCGUGGUCCACUCGCCGGAUUGGAAGGGAGCCAGGGUUUUUGUUGCUACGAGCACCAGCGGGCUUGCCGCUACUCCGCCGCUCAAGGAGAAGCAACGCAUAUGGCGCGAGUUGGGCGCGUGGGUAGAGGAAGAACGUGCAACCAGGCUGGCCCGGGUAGAGAAUGACGGCGGUUGA
Pyricularia pennisetigena is the source of this 954-nucleotide messenger RNA. RefSeq lists its product as uncharacterized. The record is from RefSeq and is a predicted model, not a curated record. Gene Ontology annotation, biological process: base-excision repair, AP site formation. The coding region runs from base 1 to 954 and encodes 317 amino acids. Gene Ontology annotation, molecular function: mismatch base pair DNA N-glycosylase activity. The transcript has a single exon. NCBI's taxonomy places the organism in Eukaryota, Fungi, Ascomycota, Sordariomycetes, Magnaporthales, Pyriculariaceae.